CGUGAAAGGUCAAAGCCAGAAGUUAAAUUGUAAUUUGUAAUUGCAAAUAAAAAAUAAACAUUCUAGAAGCACUGGAUCAUUUUCGAUUGAUCACCAAAAGUUUUUAAUUUUGAAAAAUGGAAGAAUGUGAGCUGCAAAAUAUUUGCAGAGCUUGUCUAACUGAACAGGGUGAAUUUCAGUCAAUAUUUGUUCCAGAAAUUAGUUCUGGAAUAUCACUACAUAUUUCUGAAAUGAUGACUGCCUGUGCUUCUAUCCAAAUCACUGUAGGAGACGGUUUACCUGAACAAAUUUGUAAAACCUGUGCUGCCGAUACUCUUAACUUAUAUUUAUUUAAACUAAAAUGUGAGAAAACGGAUAAAACAUUAAGAGAAAAAUUGCUAAAGAAUGAUGUGUGCAAUUCAGAUAUUAUAAAAUGUAAUGAAAAUUUAAUACUGGCUGAACAUUUAAAAUGUGAGGAAACUGAAAAUAACACAAAUGAUAGAAAUUUAAAUGAGUUUGAUUCUUUCUUUGAUUCUUAUAGUAAUGAUAGUUAUGAAUCUGAACAUGAUAAGGAAAAAAAUGAAAUGACCCCAAAAGAAAAACCCAGAGAAUUCUGGUGUGAUAUUUGUACCAAACAGUUUACAAGGAAUGAUUUACUUUUAAGGCACCGGAUAGCACAUGCCAUGAAAAUGGAAAAUCAAAAACUUGAAUUUGAUAGUAGUUAUCAGUUAGAUGGGGAUGAUGAUGAAGAUAAUUAUGUAGGAAUUAAAGAUUUAGUGUAUGCUUGCAACAAGUGUGAUUCAAUAUUUGUUCAAAAAGAUGAUUUAGAUACCCAUCUAAAAUCUCAUUUUAAAGAAGAAUACAAUGUUAGCUGUCAAAUUUGCCAUAAAAAGUUUUCAAAAUUAGCCCAUUUAAACAGGCAUUUAAGAUCUACUCAUUUUAUUGAAAAACAGUACAAAUGUGAAGUAUGUGAAAAGUCGUAUCACAGGCAAGAACAAUUGAGAAAUCAUAUGAAUGGUCAUACAGGACUCAAGCCACAUAUCUGUGAUAUUUGUUGUAAAGGUUUUAAUCAAAUCUCAAAUUUAAAAGAUCACAUGCGAACGCAUAACGGAGAGAAACCUUUUCUCUGCUCUACCUGUGGGAAGGGAUUCAAUCAACUGGGUAAUCUCAGGCAACACACAGUUAGGCAUAGCGGAAUCAAAGCUCAUCUCUGUAGCACUUGUGGUAGUGGAUUUGCCAGUAAGGGAGAGUUGUCAGCACAUUUGAGAAAACAUACUGGUGCUCGACCCUUUGUAUGCUCUGUAUGUAACCACGGAUUUACUACAUCUAGCUCUCUAACCAAACAUAAAAGGAUUCACUCAGGAGAAAAGCCUUACGAGUGUGAUACUUGUAAGAUGAAAUUUUCUAGGUCUGGAAUUCUAGCAAGGCAUAAAAGAACUCAUACAGGAGAAAAGCCUUAUAAAUGUAAAUUCUGUUUAAAGGCAUUCUCACAAUCUAAUGACUUGACAUCUCACCAAAGGAUCCAUACUGGAGAAAAACCAUUUAUCUGCGACGAAUGUGGACAGGCUUUCAGACAAAGUUCAGCCUUAAAGACGCACAAGAAGACCCACAUUGAGAAACGUGUCUCCCAGAUUAAAAUCGAGAAAAAUACUUGCAUAGUGGAGGCGAAAUCUAUUUUUUUAAAAGGAACUUUUAACACAGAAUUUUUACCCGGUUUUUAAUAAUUACAGAUGUUACAGAUCAAUCUUAAGUCACAAGUAAAGAGAUCCUGUUUAACGAUGAGCAUCUUCGUAUUAAAAAAACUGUGAUGCCCUC
Psylliodes chrysocephalus is the source of this 1794-nucleotide messenger RNA. Lineage: Eukaryota; Metazoa; Arthropoda; Insecta; Coleoptera; Chrysomelidae. The record is from the annotation of a GenBank genome assembly.